CUUUUUGUGGUUCUUUAUAUAUAAAUCCCUAAACUUUGGAUCACAAACACAAAGCCUAAAAAGCUACCAUAUUAUACUUGCAUAAAUAGGGCCAGACCUAUUCGAUUCCCCUUGAUACAAAAUACCAAUCACCAUGAGGUUAAGGAGAGGCAUUUUUAUGUUGUGCUUCCUUCUCUUUAGCCUAUACUUCACCUACACCUUUCAGAUCAACGACAACUGUCCGGCGAACGAUCCACUCAAGGGAGAUGAUGGUGAGUUCCGCAAUGAUUUUUCCAACAAAAAGCAGAAAACAAGUGAUAGCGAAUAUUCAACGAACCCAUCUGAAACUGCUGGGAUCAAUUCGUCCAACAAAAGGCAGACAACAAGUGGCCCCGAAUAUUCAACGAUCCCAUCUGAACCUGCUGGUUUCCGCAAUGAUUUUUCCGCAAACAAUCCACUCAAGAGAGGGAGAGAUGGUUUCCGCAAUGAUUUUUCCGCAAACAAUCCACUCAAGAGAGGGAGAGAUGGUUUCCGCAAUGAUUUUUCCAACGCCGUCAACAACAACGACAACAACAAAAGGCAGAGAAUAAGUGAUGGGGAAGUCCCUGCUGGGAUCAAUUCGAGUCCCCCCCCAUCUGCUGUUCUUUUCCCCUUCACAAGUUCGCCGCCAGAUGAUAUAACCGAUCACGAUUUUAGGGACUUGGUCAUUGGUCGGAGUAGCAGAUUGUUGGAACGUCACACAACAAGUGGACCUCUCCGGGAUUUGAGGUCUAUUCUUUGCAAUCGCCUGAGCCAACUGACAAGAAUGGAUUCAACGUUUGAGGCUGGUCUAGAGAUAUCUGAUUCCGCAUAUCUAUUCAAGAUUCUCGAAGGUCACGAUGAUUCAAAUCUUGAGUUCGAGAACAUUACCCAAAAAGCUGCCAGAGGAGCAGCACUGUUGCAGGAAGGAGUGAAGCUGGUGAGAGAAGUGCAAGACCAACUCAAGUAUGCCAUGAAAGAUAUGACCUGCCCUACUGAAUUUCACGUUCAACACGUCCUAAAAUAUGAAGCAAAUAUUAUAAUAUAAAAAUGCUACACAACAUAAAUAGAAUCCAAAUAUUGUAACUUAAAAAUAUAUCAUAAAUGUUAG
Messenger RNA from Ilex paraguariensis (yerba mate), 1108 nucleotides. The record is from the annotation of a GenBank genome assembly. NCBI's taxonomy places the organism in Eukaryota, Viridiplantae, Streptophyta, Magnoliopsida, Aquifoliales, Aquifoliaceae.